Messenger RNA from Rhizophagus irregularis DAOM 181602=DAOM 197198, 1491 nucleotides. RefSeq lists its product as uncharacterized. Lineage: Eukaryota; Fungi; Glomeromycota; Glomeromycetes; Glomerales; Glomeraceae. The record is from RefSeq and is a predicted model, not a curated record.
AUGUCAGCAACUAGACCUUCACGCCACCAUGGAUUUCGAGGAUAUGGUGCAGCGGACCAUGAUCGUUUAAAACGUUCAUUAUUACAACCAGUUCAAUCAUGGGAAAGGAAGUGGCAAUAUCCUUCUAAUGGAGUGAAAGGUUUCAAAAUAAUGAAAUGGGUUAAAUCUGAUAGAAAAAUAACUUUUAACGAUGAUGAUGAUGAUGAUCUAGGAGGUGUAACAACACCAGCUCGUCAACCAAUUAUUGAGGAUACACCAACACCAACUGCAUCAAUUAUACAACCACCAACAGAAGCAUCAACACCUCAACCAUCAGAGACCGAACCUGACUCUACAAAUUUCUUGAGACCACUGCCACAUUUAUUAUCAAUACCAAAAGCACCAUCGUUGCUUCGUGAAGCAUCACAAGCAUCAUUCACAUCAGUUAGUACUCCUGGAGAAACAAUUACGACAAACAAUAAUAAUACACCACAUGAUAUGGAAUCAUCUGUAGGAAAUAGUCCUGAAAUGGAGGAUGAAGAAGAACCAAUGGAAGAUAUUAUCACCUCACAACAAAUUUUCAAAAAGAACGAUCAAGCUAAAGAUAAUAAUAUAGAAUUCAAAGAAAAUACAAAACAAGUUAGUGAUAAUAUUAAUAUCAGUAAAAUAUAUAAUAAACAAACAAGUAUUGUUAGCGGAAUAUUUGAUAAAAAUCAAGGUAAAUCGACUAAUAAUUAUGAUGAAAAUGUUAAUCAAAAUGACGAGGAAGAAGAUGACGACGAUGAUGAUGACGAUGAUGAUGAUGAUGAGGAAUAUAUGGUUCGAAAUGAUGAAUACAUUGUUGUUCAGAAUGAAAGUUAUAAUGGUCAAACUGAAGGAUAUGACGGUCAAGGUGAAGAUUAUGAUCAGGUUGAAGAUUAUAGUGGUAAUAUAGAUGAUGAUGAUGAUUAUGAUUAUGGCGAGAGGACAGAUGAAUAUGGUAGUCAAGCAAAUAAUGAAUAUAGUAAUCAACCAAAUAAUGAAUUUAAUAAUCAGGCAAACAAUGAUUACGGUAAUCAACCAAAUAAUAAUUUUGGUAAUCGGGCAAGCAAUGAUUAUGGUGAUCAGACAAAUAAUGAUUAUGAUAGUCAAGCAAAUGAUGAUUUUGGUAGAACAACCGAAUAUGGAAUUAGUGAAUAUGGGAAUACAAGCGAGUAUGGAAGUAAUGAAUACUUGGGAAGAACAAAUGAAUUUGGAAGCCAAAAUGCGGAUGAUUAUGAAGAAUCUUUAAGUGCUUUGAGUGAUUAUGACAAACAACCUAAUGAAUAUACCGAUUUGCAUAUUAAAUAUGGAGAACAACAAAGUAAUAUACCAAGUCAAAUAAGUGAAUAUACUCAACCACAAAAUCCUUAUCAAGAACAUGAAGUAAUAGAUUUUAUUAAACAUGAAAAAGCAAAAGAUGUACAAGAAAAUGACAUUGAACAAGGUCAAUUUAAUUUGGAAGUAUUUACAAAAAAUAUUCAAGAUUCUUGA